AUGAGACAAGCUAAACGCUCCAUCCCAUCUUCUACCCCAUCCUCUCCACCAACCUCUCCACCAACCUCUCCACCAACCUCUCCACCAACCUCUCCACCAACCUCUCCACCAACCUCUCCACCAACCUCUCCACCAACCUCUCCACCAACCUCUCCACCAACCUCUCCACCAACCUCUCCACCAACCUCUCCACCAACCUCUCCACCAACCUCUCCACCAACCUCUCCACCAACCUCUCCUCCAACCUUUCCUCAAACCUCUCUCCUCUUCUCCCCCAUAAGGAAACCUUUGUUUCUCAGCCCUCGCCAACCGACUACACUGCAGAAACUCUCGAAGACAUUUAAAACUGUCGAAUCAUGA
This is a messenger RNA of Penaeus chinensis, 360 nucleotides long. RefSeq names its product spore coat protein SP85-like. The coding region runs from base 1 to 360 and encodes 119 amino acids. The record is from RefSeq and is a predicted model, not a curated record. The transcript has a single exon. NCBI's taxonomy places the organism in Eukaryota, Metazoa, Arthropoda, Malacostraca, Decapoda, Penaeidae.